This is a messenger RNA of Acanthoscelides obtectus, 498 nucleotides long. Lineage: Eukaryota; Metazoa; Arthropoda; Insecta; Coleoptera; Chrysomelidae. The record is from the annotation of a GenBank genome assembly.
AUGAGUGAUCCAGUUUGCAGUUAUUGUGACUCCUCUAUUAGUGCUAGAACAAAAAGUAUUAAAUGUGAAGGUUUUUGUGGGAAAUUUUUUCAUGCCGCUUGCCAGGGCUUAUCAACUGAUGUAGUAAAAACCAUUGAAAAGAGAAGCGGUUUGUCGUGGAAAUGUAAUCCGUGCCAAUCGUAUACCAGCGACGUGCACGAGAUUCUAGAUGCUAGACUAUCCAGCUUGGUAAACGAAAUUCAUCAGCUAUUUUCUAGUGUUCGUUCAGAAAUUCUGGAGAUCGCCGUGAAAAAAAUUAGUACUGUUGAGUCACCUGAAAUCAAUGAUAAGAAAUCGUAUUCGGCUAUUACGAAAGGAAAAUCGGCAAUCAUCAUCAAACCUAAAGAUGCAACGCAAAAUACACAAGCUACUAAAGCCGACAUGCUUCAUCACGUGAAUCCAGUCGCAGAAAAUCUUCAGCUUUCCGGUGUCAAAAACGUAAAGAAUGGGGGAUCCUAA